CUGAGGACGUCCCCCCGGUGGUGACAGAGCCUCGGGGUCCUCAGUCGGUACGGUCUCUGCACCUCGCGCCCCAGCAGGUAAACUAACAUGGAUUUUUCCAAGCUACCCAAAAUACUCGAUGAAGAUAAAGAAAGCACAUUUGGUUAUGUGCAUGGGGUCUCAGGACCUGUGGUUACAGCCUGUGACAUGGCGGGUGCAGCCAUGUAUGAGCUGGUGAGAGUGGGCCACAGCGAGUUGGUUGGAGAGAUUAUUCGAUUGGAGGGUGACAUGGCUACUAUUCAGGUGUAUGAAGAAACUUCUGGUGUUUCUGUUGGAGAUCCUGUACUUCGCACUGGUAAACCCCUCUCUGUAGAGCUCGGUCCUGGCAUUAUGGGAGCCAUUUUUGAUGGUAUUCAAAGACCUUUGUCGGAUAUCAGCAGUCAGACCCAAAGCAUCUACAUCCCCAGAGGAGUAAACGUGUCUGCUCUUAGCAGAGAUAUCAAAUGGGACUUUACACCUUGCAAAAACCUACGGGUUGGUAGUCAUAUCACUGGCGGAGACAUUUAUGGAAUUGUCAAUGAGAACUCGCUUAUCAAACACAAAAUCAUGUUACCCCCACGAAACAGAGGAACUGUAACUUAUAUUGCUCCACCUGGGAAUUACGAUACCUCUGAUGUUGUCUUGGAGCUUGAAUUUGAAGGUGUAAAGGAAAAGUUCACCAUGGUGCAAGUAUGGCCUGUACGUCAAGUUCGACCUGUCACUGAGAAGCUGCCAGCCAAUCAUCCUCUGUUGACUGGCCAGAGAGUCCUUGAUGCCCUUUUUCCGUGUGUCCAGGGAGGAACUACUGCUAUCCCGGGAGCCUUUGGCUGUGGAAAGACAGUGAUAUCACAGUCUCUAUCCAAGUAUUCUAACAGUGAUGUAAUCAUCUAUGUAGGAUGUGGUGAAAGAGGAAAUGAGAUGUCUGAAGUCCUCCGGGACUUCCCAGAGCUCAUUGAGGUUGAUGGUAAGGUAGAGUCAAUUAUGAAGAGGACAGCUUUGGUAGCCAAUACCUCCAAUAUGCCUGUUGCUGCUAGAGAAGCCUCUAUUUAUACUGGAAUCACACUGUCAGAGUACUUCCGUGACGUGGGCUAUCAUGUCAGUAUGAUGGCUGACUCUACCUCUAGAUGGGCUGAGGCCCUUAGAGAGAUCUCUGGUCGUUUAGCUGAAAUGCCUGCAGAUAGUGGAUAUCCAGCCUAUCUUGGUGCCCGGCUGGCCUCUUUUUAUGAACGAGCAGGCAGGGUGAAAUGUCUUGGAAAUCCUGAAAGAGAAGGGAGUGUCAGCAUUGUAGGAGCAGUUUCUCCACCUGGUGGUGAUUUUUCUGAUCCAGUUACAUCUGCUACUCUUGGUAUCGUUCAGGUGUUCUGGGGCUUAGAUAAGAAACUAGCUCAGCGUAAGCAUUUCCCCUCUGUCAAUUGGCUCAUCAGCUACAGCAAGUAUAUGCAUGCCUUGGAUGAAUACUAUGACAAACACUUCACAGAGUUCGUUCCUCUGAGGACCAAAGCUAAGGAAAUUCUGCAGGAAGAAGAAGACCUGGCAGAAAUUGUACAGCUUGUUGGAAAGGCUUCUUUGGCAGAAACAGAUAAAAUCACUCUGGAGGUAGCAAAACUUAUCAAAGAUGAUUUCUUACAACAAAAUGGAUAUACUCCUUAUGACAGGUUCUGCCCAUUCUACAAGACAGUAGGGAUGCUGUCCAACAUGAUUGCAUUUUAUGAUAUGGCUCGUAGAGCUGUUGAAACCACUGCCCAGAGUGACAAUAAAAUCACAUGGUCCAUUAUUCGUGAACACAUGGGAGACAUCCUCUAUAAACUUUCCUCCAUGAAAUUCAAGGAUCCACUGAAAGAUGGUGAGGCAAAGAUCAAGAGCGACUAUGCACAACUUCUUGAAGAUAUGCAGAAUGCAUUCCGUAGCCUUGAAGAUUAGAAGCCUUGAAGAUUAGAACUGUGAUUUCCUUUUCCUCAACAAGCUCCUAUGUGUAUAUUUCCUGAAUUUCUCAUCUCAAACCCUUUGCUUCUUUAUCGUGCAGCUUUGAGACUAGUGCCUAUGUGUGUUAUUUGUUUCCCUGUUUUUUUGGUAGGUCUUACAUAAAACUAACAUUCCUUUGUUCUAGUGUUGUGAAGGGCCUCCCUCUUCCUCUAUCUGAAGUGGUGAAUGUAGUAAAUAUAUAUUAUGGUUACACUACUGUAAACUUGUAUGUAGGGUGAUGACCCUCUUUGUCCUAGGUGUGCCCUUAUCUCUAUUAAAUUGUAAACAGGACUACUGCAUGUACUCUCUUUGCAGUGAAUUUGGAAUGGAAGGCCAGGUUUCUAUAACUUUUGAACAGGUACUUUGUGAAAUGACUCAAUAUCUAUUGUGGUAAU
Piliocolobus tephrosceles (Ugandan red Colobus) is the source of this 2375-nucleotide messenger RNA. Its product is annotated as V-type proton ATPase catalytic subunit A-like. Gene Ontology annotation, biological process: ATP metabolic process; proton transmembrane transport. Gene Ontology annotation, molecular function: ATP hydrolysis activity; proton-transporting ATPase activity, rotational mechanism; ATP binding. The record is from RefSeq and is a predicted model, not a curated record. Gene Ontology annotation, cellular component: lysosomal membrane; proton-transporting V-type ATPase, V1 domain. NCBI's taxonomy places the organism in Eukaryota, Metazoa, Chordata, Mammalia, Primates, Cercopithecidae.